Molecule: messenger RNA, 1000 nt
Organism: Diprion similis
Lineage: Eukaryota; Metazoa; Arthropoda; Insecta; Hymenoptera; Diprionidae
Product: cardio acceleratory peptide 2b
Exons: 4
Coding region: 147-746 (199 amino acids)
Biological process (GO): neuropeptide signaling pathway
Molecular function (GO): neuropeptide hormone activity
Source: RefSeq, a predicted model, not a curated record
AGUAGCGAAGUUCGCAGCACAAACUCGAUUUUUUACUUUCGCUUUCUAUUUUACAAUAUUUCAUCCGCACUCGUCGCAGCUCGAGUGUAUCGCAUAAAAAACGCCAACUUGCACCCGGCACCUUGUGUUUUCCGCCCACUUCAGAGAUGAAAGAUACUCUGUUUUUCGUUCUGGUUUUAUUAAUCGCUACCAUCUCGCUCAAUCGUGGGGAGGCGGGCAGAUCGAUCAAGAUAAAGAAGCAAUGCCUGAAUCUUCUCGACUAUCCACGCACCGGCAGGUCCCCAAAGAUGACGGAGUUCACUAGAACGGACAGAGCUUCCGGCUUGAUUGCCUAUCCUCGAGUUGGACGCUCGGAUUCGUCCGAUUACGACGCCAUUCUCGAUCUCAAUUAUGACGAUAUGACCCAUGAGGUGAAACGGCAGGGUUUGAUACCUUUCCCACGUGUAGGCCGGUCUCGCGACGACGCCCGUCCGUCGUCCUACGUGAACGGGGCCUUGAAACUAGCGAAAGCCAAGCGAACGGGCGACGCCGUUUCGAGCGGUGGGAUGUGGUUUGGGCCUCGUUUGGGACGCCUCCACAGACGCGGUGAGGAGCCACAAGCGGAGGAUCAGCAAUGGGCCCGUUUGCCGAUACGAGAGUUUCAGGGCAGCGUGGAUGAAAAAUCGGAGAACCUUACGCCGAGGAGAUUAGUCGAGGAAUCGGACGGCGAGGAAGCUCAAAGUAUCUCGAACAACGGUGUCUACUAACUUAGUCUAAUUCGACCUGAUCUAAUCUGUAUUAUCUUUACUUAACGUAAUCUAAUUUUGGGGUGUAACGUAAGAAUAUAUCAUGUAUACCUUUAUGUGAUGUACGCUGUUUUUGCCCGACAAUUAUUGCCUAUCGAAAAGAAUGUUGAGCCUCGGCGCUAUCGAUGUACAAUAAAAUAUUAUGCACGAAAAGUUGAAAAUGAAUGAAAAAAGAAAAACAACAUCAAUGAUUAGAAAAAUCAACGUUCUCGGAU